This is a messenger RNA of Cephus cinctus (wheat stem sawfly), 10592 nucleotides long. Its product is annotated as insulin-like peptide receptor. The record is from RefSeq and is a predicted model, not a curated record. Gene Ontology annotation, biological process: multicellular organism development; positive regulation of MAPK cascade; positive regulation of phosphatidylinositol 3-kinase/protein kinase B signal transduction. The transcript is spliced from 8 exons. Lineage: Eukaryota; Metazoa; Arthropoda; Insecta; Hymenoptera; Cephidae. Gene Ontology annotation, molecular function: insulin receptor substrate binding; insulin receptor activity; ATP binding. The coding region runs from base 1391 to 5668 and encodes 1425 amino acids. Gene Ontology annotation, cellular component: axon; insulin receptor complex.
CUCUGUGGGAAAUACGAAGAUAAACGAGCUGGUGAGAGUCAGAGAGUGCCAAUAGACGCCAAGGUGGGCGUCUACCAGGCUAGGUUGCAAUAUAAAAAUUCCUCUUUAGUAAAGUAACACGUGGGGAUCGUUUUAUGGGUGAUAUUCCUAGGAAGAAUGGCAUCCACCCACAGUCCUGCAUCCGCGAUCGAUUGUUCCCUCACCUCGGGGCGGCCAGGGGGCGUCUGACGGAGGGUGGAAAAGUGCGUCGUCGAGAAGUAUCGUGUUGCAAUGGUCGUAGGGAUUACGAGCGUCAUGGUACUGCGGUAGGAUACAGCGUGCGACAUAUAUCGAAGACGACGCCGACGAUGAUGAAACUACGUAAACCGCGUCGAUUGAAAUGCGAACACUUACUGACAUCCGUGACGGUGUGGAAGUACCUAGAGAAAAACAAAAUCCUAGCAAAGUUGUAAACAAGUGCCGUGUGUGUAUGUGUGUUGGUGAUUGCUUGCUCUGCCUGCCUCUGGCGCGUGACGUAAUCCAUUCAAGCGCCUACUACGCAAUACGAGACGCGGGCCUGCUACGCCGUUUUGCGGCCUGAAAAGGCCGCACGUCAAAUAGAUUCUUCAAUUGCGGAACGUAAACGACGGUAGGUCCAUGCGAUCGUACAUUGUCGUCAAUGUUGCCGUUAAGCAUCUAAUCGCAGCUGGAUAUACAGGAAGUGAAAACGCGUGCCUCACCAUCCUCAUAAAGAUGAAGACCAAAAAGUUUUUCAUAUUCAAUAAGAAGCUCCUUUAACCAACUGUGCAUCGUGAGGAAGUGUUAGUUACCAAUGCAUGUAUAUAAAGAGACAUCAAGGUCUACGUGUUAUAACGGCAGCUCGAUAGGUUCUUUCUCCAAGAGAGUCUAAGGCAAUCGAUGUCUUGGACGAAGUGUAAUACGAGUAACUGAAAGAAAAAGAAGCAAGAAGAAGAGCUAAAGACAGAGCGAGGAAGAGAGGGAGAAAGAGAAACACGUGGGUGGCCCAGAAUUGUCAAUCAAGUCUUGAGAGCUCAUAUCAAGAACAACAUCCACAGGAGUUCUCACUCUCUGGUUGCCGGUGUUUUCAAGCAGUGUUAUCGCGAGAGGUAAUAGUGUUGUUACUCAAGGCAGCGACAGUGGUGAUGACAGUAGAGAUGGUAAUAACUACUAAUUGGUAAAGAAUAAAAAUCUCAUCCAGAGAAGAAGAGACAAGGAACCUGACAUCCUCUAAGGGAUGAAGUGGCGGUCCAUCCUUAAUCAGUACUCAUCUUCUAGGAUAUACUAAAGCAACUUGGAAGUAGUGCUAGAAUGUACUCAGACGUACUUAGACUCUAGAAGAUAUUGUACAGCAUACAGAAGAGCCGUCGAGUCGGUUCCAUAAGCUGCGAAAAUGAAGAGGAAGCUGUUACUUGUCGUUCUCUUCACCCUCCUGGUGACUGUUCUGUGCGAGGACAUGAUUGCGGAUCGCAAAAGACUCAAGCUUCUCACCAAGCACCAGGAUAAAACAUCAAAAGGAAAAUAUGCUCCUGGGGAGGAUGAUAGAAUCAAGGAAGAUUUUAUAACUCAACUAGAUCAAGCACGUAAUUCUCAAAUAGAGCACUCCAAGGACUUCAAUCCUGAGGGAUAUUCAACCUACAGGAACAAUAAUCCAAGCUCCACUAGCGGAUCAUCUGGUAAAAAUGUACAGUCUACGAGUCCGUCAAAUUUACCUAAGACCAGUUUGAAGUCCAGUGAGGAGGUGCGCGAAAAGGGAAGACGCAAUAAAAAUACGAUGCUCGGUGAAGGGAUUUGUCAGACUAUGGACAUUAGAAACAACUUGACGAAUUUUGAGUCUCUUCGGAAUUGUGUGGUGAUCGAGGGCUUUCUUCAGAUUGUAUUGAUUCACAACAAUACUGAGUUGGAUUACCAAAACUUCAGUUUUCCUGCUCUAAGGGAAAUCACUGGUUAUCUCCUCUUGUAUCGUGUGUAUGGAAUGAAAAGCUUAGGCUCUUUAUUCCCAAAUCUUGAGGUCAUCCGGGGUAACAUUCUUUUCACGGAUUAUGCCUUCAUGGUAUACGAGAUGCCAAGUCUUCAAGAGAUAGGCCUGAAGAAGCUCACCAAGAUAUCCAGAGGUAGUGUUAGGAUUGAGAAAAACCCGCAUCUCUGUUACACGAAAACUGUGAAUUGGAAUAAAAUCGUGGUAGCCGGUGAGAACUUCAUCAAGGAAAAUCAGGAAAAAAAUUGUCCAGGAUGCUCGCAGUGUCCUGGCGGUCAUUGCUGGACGGCCAAACACUGUCAGCAAAUUGAAAAGCCUCCUUGCCAUAAAGAAUGUCUUGGGGAAUGCUCUGGGCCUCUAGACAGCGAUUGCUAUGUCUGCGAGCAUUUUAGGCACGAGGGAAGAUGCGUCGAGAGCUGUCCACCUCACUUAUACUCAUAUCUCUUGAGACGAUGUAUUACCAAGGCUGAGUGUAAAGAUAUAAAUAACAAAAUCACCAGAUUAAAAUCCAACGACUUUGAAGAGGAGCGAAUCUCAUGGCGACCGUUUAAUGGUUCUUGCAUUAAUCAAUGCCCGGAUGGCUAUGAGGACAGCUACGAGGAAGGUCACGAGGAUGGUCCAGAUGAAUACAAGGAGUGCCGACUGUGUAAGGGUCGCUGUAGCAAGUUUGGAAUUGGUGGCAUUAUCAGGCACAUCUCCGACGUUCAAAGGUUCCGGGGUACGACGCUUGUUAAGGGUGCUUUGGAGUUUCAAAUUCGUAACGGCAAUCCGAAUAUAAUGAACGAGUUGUCAGAUUCCUUCGGCCUUAUAGAAGAGAUCACAGGGUAUUUGAAAGUGACUCACUCUUCCUCCAUCACUACGUUAGGCUUUCUGAGGAAGCUCCGGGUGAUCAGGGGCGAAAAACUUGAAUAUAAUAACGCAAGUCUCAUAGUCAUGGACAAUCCCAAUCUAUCUAGUCUAUUUUCCAGCGACCAACCAGUACAGAUAUUAAAUGGCAGAUUGUUCUUUCACUACAAUCCCAAACUUUGUAUCUCGAAAAUCCUCGACAUGAGCAAGAUAGCGGGAAUUACAAACAUCACAGACCUUGAAGUGCAUCCGGAAUCUAAUGGCGAGAAGGUCGCUUGCAAUACUGUUAAUAUUAACAUCACAGUAAGCGACAAAGGAUCCUAUUAUGCGAAUCUCGUAUGGGACAGCUAUAAACCCUCAAAUGAUCAACGUCUUCUGAGUUACCUUUUGAGCUACAUUGAGACAGAGAAUAAAAAUAUCACAUACGACAGUGACUCCUGCGGUAACAAUAACUGGGAGAUUGUCGACGUGGACGUCCCUGAUGACAACACUUCGACAACAGUCUCGAACCUUGUUACGGAUCUGAAGCCAUUCACUCAAUAUGCCGUCUACGUGAAGACGUUCACCUCUAGGUCCAAGAAUAACUUUGACCCGGUCGGACUCUCGAAUAUUAUCUUCUUCCGCACUAAGAGUGAUAUCCCUACCGUACCCAUGAACGUGAAUUCCUUCCCUACGAGUGAUAAGGAGAUCGUCGUCGAAUGGGAUCCUCCAGAAAUGCCCAAUGGACCGAUUGGUUAUUAUAUAGUAUCAGGUUUCAUACGUCCAGAUGAUCAAGAGGCUUUGUCUACUCGUGAUUACUGUAAGUACGGUCUUCUACCGGAAGUAGAGAUCGAGAUACCUCAGGAAGUUACAGUAAGAACUCCUUCAAUAGAUCAUCAAUCUUGUUGUAAGGACAGUGAUGCCGAGGUGGUCACGUCCAAGAAGUUUGAGAUCUUGUGCCAUGAGAAUAUGACCAUAGGACACACCUCACCCGGAAGGAAAGAUUAUUGUAUCCCCAAGAGAUACAGCAGCACCAACGCUUUAGAUAAUUCUACAGACUUUGAUGACGGUCUGGCUUCUAAGAUUCCGUUAAAGGAUCAUAAUGUGUCGAAGAUCAUCCAUGACACCAAAACACAGAUUUACAAUGGAAUCUAUUACUCGUUCGUGUUUAAUGUCAGUGCCAACACCAGUUCCUGGAUUCUGAAGGACCUCAAGCAUUACUCCAUGUAUACUAUCUCUGUCGCCGCUUGUGGACGUAAAGUCGAAAAUGAUGUACAGAUGUGCUCGCCUGUUCAAUAUACGACCACGAGGACAAACAAAAGUGCUAAUGCCGACGAUGUGCAUAACGUUAAUGUGAAAGUUUUCAAUAACAGUAUCGCCAUCGUCUCCUGGGAUCCUGUAAGGGAUCCUAAUAGUCUCAUUGUUGCGUACAAUGUGGAAUACACGAAUCUGGACGUAAAGGAUGCAAAGAAGAGCACCGAGUGUCUGACGGAGAAGAAAUUUCGCGUGAAACGUGGUGAAUAUCAUAUUAAAAAUUUAAGUCCGGGCACCUACAGUCUGAGAGUGCGUUCCAUAUCGUUAGCGGGUGAUGGUAAUUUCUCGAAAACUGUCAAGUUCGCCAUUGGACUGAAGGGGAGUAAUACGAUGUUGGUGGCGCUGAUGGUGACUCUGGGAUUCGUCUGUGGUAUAUUGCUGGCAGUGUUUUUCUUCUACAACAAGCAUAAACGGAAGAAGACGCAAGAGAGACUGAUAGCUAGUGUCAACCCCGAUUACAUCGAGACCAAGUACGUUGUGGACCAUUGGGAAGUGAACCGUGAGGAUGUUGAGGUCCUUGAGGAACUGGGUCUAGGUAAUUUUGGUAUGGUAUAUCGUGGUAGAUUGAAUACCGGUGUUAAGGUUGCCAUAAAGACCAUCGCUGAUACGGCCAGUGAGCGAGAGAAGAACGAGUUCCUGAACGAAGCUUCAGUUAUGAAAAACUUCUCCACGACACACAUAAUCAAACUCCUCGGGGUAGUGUCCGUAGGGAGUCCUCCAUUUGUAAUAAUGGAGCUAAUGGAGAAUGGCGAUCUGAAAACGUACCUGCGUCGUAUUCGCGACACGGACAUGGUGCCCGACACAACAAGAAUUCUGAGAAUGGCAGCAGAGAUCGCGGACGGCAUGGCCUACCUCGAAUCAAAGAAAUUCGUUCACAGGGAUCUGGCCGCCAGGAACUGCAUGAUCUCGAAGAACCUAGUGUGCAAGAUCGGCGACUUCGGCAUGGCCAGGGACAUCUAUGAGACUGACUAUUACAAGAUAGGCAAGAAGGGUCUUCUGCCUAUUAGAUGGAUGGCUCCGGAGAACCUCUCCGACGGUGUAUUUACCUCGGACUCCGACGUCUGGUCCUAUGGCGUUGUCCUCUACGAGAUCCUCACCUUGGCAGAGAUUCCUUACCAGGGCUUUUCAAACGAGGAAGUCCUUAACUACGUUCUACGCAAAGGCACUCUCACUAUACCAAGAAAUUGUCCUGAACUCAUUCAUAAAAUGAUGGAGAGGUGCUUCAAGUGGCGACCCAGCGACAGGCCCACCUUCAUGGAAAUAGUCGCAGAACUAGAACCCUUUCUUGGGCAGGACUUUUGCGACAGUUCCUUUUAUCACUCGGAAGCCGGUGUCGAAAUACGCACCCUGGGAAUCAAGAAGGUCUACCAUCACGCAGCGCCAAUACGUUUCCACUGGGGUAACGAAACUGCUAGGUGGAUCAGGGAAUUUGAAGACAACGUGACUCUCCUCGACCAGACGAAGGCGGGGACCAGCAGAGGACGUAUCUUCAAAAAUGGCUUCCAGCAUUUCAGUACCGUUCCAAACAUGGAGGACGUCCCUCUUGAUCGAUGAGAGUUCACACUGGCACCGCAGUAACAAUUCAAUUCACGGAUAAGGAAACAUUCGUGGCUUCCGUUCAAAUUGCAUUUUAAACAACGCGCAACGAGCAUCGCAGAAAGUACGAAAUUCGUGAUCAACGAGUGCGUACAACCCAAGUGUAUUUUUUCUUCAAAAUUUCCAUCAUUUUUCUUUCCAUCCAUUUCCUCUCACUUCGCCUUGGCAAAAUUGUACAUUACAACGAUGACAAACGCAUAGUCGUUUUUCUACAAUAACGCACGUAACUCACAAGCACAAUAAAUGACCAGUCGUGACAACGAUGGCUGAUACUUGUAUCCUGUGAGCAAAGUAACAUCGAGUAGAUAGAUGUAAUUGUAGUAAUAAUGUUAGUAGCAUUAGUAGAAGCAACAGUGGUAGAUAGUAACAGUGGCAAAUACUAGUAGUAGGGCUAGUUCAGAUUAUUUUUUUUUAACCCAUUCGAGACGACGAUUUUUUUCGUACACGGUCCCCAGGAGCGAAAUUUUUUAGAUGUAGAUAAUUUUUAGAUUUUUUGGUACACAGUAAAACCAAUGCCAAAUUUUGUUUUCCUGUACUUUACGUAUUUCAUUAGUUCCAGAAAAAUCUUAUUUCGACGACUAGUUUACUCAGAACUGAUAAUUGCACAUUACUGUUAUUGCACACACGGUGUGCACAUCGGUCUCGAAUGGGUUAACGCAAUGUAUCGGCCGUUUGACUUUAAUGUAAAAGCGAGCUUUUGCGUCUACACACCCUAUAUAAAUUAAUCGAACUACGAAGUAUAUAUAUUAUUACAUGUACAAAUUAUACGUUACAUUACGAUAUAGUAUAUAGUGUAAUAUAUUGUAAACGUAGUCAAAUUUAAAUUUGGCCGUUUAGUGCCUUAAGGCAGGAUUGUCAAGUGGCGUUUUUUCCUUGGGGAUCGCUUUCUUUUUUUUUUUGUAUUUUACCUUUCGUUUUUUUAUAUUCUUAGGGGAGGAAACAUACGUGAUUGACGCACGGCCGACUGAAUAUAUUAUAUACGUACCCACCGGGGACACGAUAUACAUAUAUGUAUAUAUUACUCAUAUUAAGUACUUCAUACGUUGGGAGAACACGAGAGUACGUAUUUCCUUCCUGUUUCACAUAUUAGAAGUGCAACUACAUAUACGUUGGGGAAAAAGAGUCGCGUGACUAGGAGUACCUUGGCGAUAAUAAUAAAAAAAAAAUAAUAAUAAUAACAAUUAAUAAUGUUGUCGUCGCUCUGCGAAUAUGCUUAAUGCUUAUCACAAAGUGGAUCCCAAGGACUCCGACAACCGCUGACCCACGACAUAUUUAAACCGGAUGCGAAAUUACGCUACCGUGUCUCUCUUUUAGGCUUCUUUGUAGGUAGCUUUAAGUAUAUUGUGGCUCCGGUCGCGGAAAAAAAGAUUUAAAAAUUUAAUCUAGAAAUUCAUUUUUGGCUAAUUACGUACUCGAUAACUCGCCUCUAUAAUUUAAUGAUCGUCGUUUAUUCGCGUAGAUUUUUAAUGUGUCAUGCGGUAGUAAAUUUCUAGGUUAAACUUAUAUUUAUGGAUUAAGAAAACUUUGCGAUUCGUAUAAUAAAACUUGUUCAGCACUAUGUGCUUAUAUGGUAUAUAUGUGCAUAUUCACGGUUAUUAAGGAGAUGGUUCCGUCUAUUUGAAUUCUGUUAAUUCUUAUGAUAGAACCAUCUUCAGGUUGUACAGUGGUUUUGAAUAACCGUGUAUAUCAGUCAAGUAUAUGAGGUAUAUAUAUAUAUAUAUAUAAGAAGAAAAAACGAUUACAACAAAAAGCGAUAGGAUUUUCUCAAGCCCCAUGGAAAAAACGCUAUAUGGAUUCCUGCUAACCGAUAUCAACUUUGCUUUUUUAAGGUCUAUUACGCAUUUUGAAAGUUGGCUGCUUUUCAGAAGCCGCACUAAUUCUUUGCACAUUUCUAUAAUGUGAUUGCUAGAUGGAUAAUUUUUUUUUCUUUUUGGGAGGUAUAUGAUAGAGAGAGAGAGAGAGAGAGAGAGUGCGUGCGAAUAAGAGAGAAAAAGAGAAUACAAGCGUGUCUGAAGUAGUCUAGUAACUUGUGCGAAUCGCGUGGCACAAGAUUACUACUGGUAACACUUUUAUCUUAGCAAGUGUAAUUAGUUUUAUCGAUUUUCAAAGAUAUCCUUUUCUUCCUCUCAUUCGUUUUCCAUUCAUUAACAGCAAUUACUGAAUCUACUCACGUAGUGAAAAAAGAUACCUACCUUCCACGCAAAUUAUUUCCCAGGACAAUCGAAAGGUAAAAAAUAUGUGUGAAAAAAUUUCUUUCUCGGCCAUAAAUGUUGUGAACAAAAAAUUUCGAAAAACUAAGAGUAGGAAAAAUUUUUCAAGUCUGAAAGUAUGCGAGAGAUACGUUUUUUUUUUUCAUAUUUACAAAGAAAAAUGAAGGAUUACAAUACGAAGAAGGAAAGGAUUUCUGAUUUGCGUGAAAGAAAAUUGUAUACGCGCGCGUCCGUAUUAUCUAAGCGUGUUUUCUAUCCCUUUCUUGUCCAUUUACCCCUCUCCUUCUUAUCUAUAACCACUGUUACACUUCUGUAUGUACACGCUACCAACUCCCCGACACCUUUUCAACCGCUCCGUUUCUUUCUGUACGUAUUGGCGUUCAAAAAACUAUUAACCCAUUUGGGAUCUAUACUAGAACUCUUAUAACGACUGAACUUCACUACUUAUCUAAUUUACUGCUAAUAAUCUCGACAACCUGCCAUAACAUAUCAUGGACUGAUAUAUACGUGUAUAUUAUAUAUGAUAUACCACAUAUGUAUAAUCGAAUCAAUACGCCUUUUGCGUUGUAACGGGAGGCAUUUUCAUGGACCGUUUUUUUGUCGUUAUUUUAUUGAAUUCCGUUAUUGGUUUCUUACGAGAAUCGCGAACGAGGAAUGCCACGCGAAAGAUUGAGAGAAAGAGAGAGAGAUGCAAGAGAGAAAGAAAAAAUGGACAUAGAAAUAUAGGAAUACUUAAAGAAUUUUUAUUACUUCAAAUUUCAAAAAUGGACAUUUCUCUCGGCCGAAAUUUCCAUCUAGUUCGUUCAUCGAAGUAGAGUAUUUCGUUUUACUGUAUUUAUUUUACUUUUUUAAACGAAUCAGCAUCCAACGAAUGAUAACGAUAACCAGAGUUCUCUGAACGGUACCGAUGGCUUAUUACACGUGUUCACUCGUUACGCAACGCUGCGGCACUCGGGACGGUCCCGAAUGGGUUACAAUAAAACUGUGCACAAGAAACAGCAGGUAUUCGUGUUCUUCCUACGUACAAUUAUUAUUAUGAUUAAAACUAUCAGUUCCAAGAUAGUACCCAAUGUCUGUGAAUGAAUCGAGAGAUAAUAAGGGAGUUUGCGUGGGAAUGACAAAAUAAAAGGAUUUAAAGGGAUGUAUCAAAUAGAAAAGCGAAAAUGAGCAAAGGUAAUAAAAUAGUCUGAUAACCGAUGUAGCAAUAUCUUUCCUUAAGGAAGUCACGAUUCGUACACGUAGAUUUUUCAUUUUGACUUUUCUUUUUUUUUUCCAUUCCUUCACGUUAUUCGGAUCGAGCAAUCGGUCAUCCAGUCAGAUUAAUAUAGAGGGAACGCGGCCCCGUAUUUAUUUUAGAGAGGAAAUAAGAAAAAAGAUACAGAAUGGGAUAGAAUCAGGAGCGUCAUUACCAGGUGUUUAACCAAUGCCGAAUAUGCAAAUGUAAAACGGGCUACAGUAUAAGAGGAUAGCGAUGUACACUUUACGUGCGCAUCGAUGCAUCAAAUACAUACGUACAUUAUAUUAAAAUAAAUAGACAUACGCAUCGUGCGUUCAAUCACGAGAGAGCCAAAGGAACACGACCUGCACGAGAGAAAUAAUUAUUCCUAAUCAAAAAUCCUGCCAUACCGUCUUCCAAGACAGAGACUAUGAACAUUGAUAAGCUAGUGUAAUAUUUAUGUACCUUAAAACAGUAAGUUAAAUUAUUGCCUUAUGUUACGUUACGUUUAAGUGGCGAUAGGGAAAAGAAAAAGGAUACAGACUUCGAUAUUGAUACGGACGGACUAUUACGAUAAUCGAUAUCGUAAUUGUUAAUUGUAAUUUUCGUUUAUCGUCUUUGUUUCCUUUUUAUUUUCUAUAGUUUCUCCCUCUAUCUCUUUGUCUCUUUCCUUCUCUUUACUUUCCUUGCUCUUUUCGUGGGAGAAAAACGCAUAGAGCUUUAGUUAGGUCUUGUAGGUUGUAAAGCCGUAUAGUUGGCUCCUUAGGGUGUAAGAUUACCGCCGCGAGGGUUGGCAAUGUAAAUUUAAAAAUAUUUUCACGGCUCGAGAGUUCAUUGAUAUUUUGUAGACUCGUACAUUUUUUUAAAAUCUUCUCUUCGAUGUUCAAUUUUUUUUUUGACGAAUCUAAUCGCACAGUGGUUCCUCGUUACGUUUUUACUACUGUUUUUCGACACUGUAUCUUUGAUGUGUAUUUUAAUACAGGGUGGCUUACGAAUCAAGACACUGCACGUUGCCUAGCCAAGGGAAUCAUGGAAAUUCUUUGUUCUUCUUUGUAUUUUUUUUUUCUGCAUCCGUUCAAACGAACGAGGCGCAGUCGACGCUCCGCGUCGGGUUGGUCCAGAUUUUACGAUGGAUCUUGAAAAAAAUAUGGGAAUUGACCUGUGGGGAACGGUUGGUUUGGAUGAUUUUCAUAUUUUCUUACAUUCGUCUUUUUCCACUGUUCUUCCAUACUCUUCACUUUGUGACUCACGUAUCGUCACAUGCUCUGUCACGGUAACACAAAGUCUUGAUAAACGCCAACCCUAACACAGAAUAUAAUGCAUAACGUUAAUUUAGUAUUGCCGCUGAGUAUUACAACUAGUCACAUAAGCCAAAAGUUUGUUACUCUCACAGAAGUUUUUCGUUUUUUUUUUCAGUUUUGUAAUAAAGAAAAGUGUCAAAACCCCACGCGAAAAA